Molecule: messenger RNA, 1462 nt
Organism: Rhododendron vialii
Lineage: Eukaryota; Viridiplantae; Streptophyta; Magnoliopsida; Ericales; Ericaceae
Product: probable WRKY transcription factor 40
Exons: 5
Coding region: 364-1338 (324 amino acids)
Biological process (GO): regulation of DNA-templated transcription
Molecular function (GO): DNA-binding transcription factor activity; sequence-specific DNA binding
Source: RefSeq, a predicted model, not a curated record
UCUCUCUCUCUCUCUCUCUCUCUCUCUCUCUAGCUCUCUCUAUAAGUAUCUGACCAUUCUUGGCUUUCCUUCUUCAUUGAAUAGAAAAACAUACCAAGUGGUGCAACGUACUAUUCAAUUGCAUAGAGUAUCUGGUGGUGUUAUUUUUUUUUAAAUUUUUUUGGUAGAGCCGGUCCUUAGCUAGAGCUUGGGGUGUCGCCCCCUUUAGACUCCCGAAAAAUACAAAUUUUAGGAGCCCUUCAUACUUUAACAUCCCUUAUAAUAGUCCAACAAAACAGAAUUUCAUCGUUCAUCUUCGAUUUAGGCCCCCAGAAAAUCAGGGCGACUGGCUCUGUAGUUUUUGGUGAACGAUUGGAUUUUCAAAUGGGCGAUACAAUUCUCAGCCUUAACCUCAACAUUAACCCUCAAGAGGACGACAUUAUUGAUGAGCACGAAUUUAAUAAGGAGAGAGAGUUCCAAGGUGAUGUGGUUGGUUCAGAAAGCAGAAUACCAAUGAAGAAUGAGGAGACUGUCCUGAUGGAAGAACUAAAGAGGACGAGAAGCGAAAACAAGAAGCUAACCGAAAUGCUGAUUUUCGUCUGCGAAAAUUACAACAAUUCCCUGAAAGGCGGCACCCAGUCCGCGGAUUUGAUUUCGGAAGACGACAGUAAUUCCAAAUCUUCAAAGAAGAGAAAGGGGUCAGGAGGUGAGGAUUUGGGAAUUGGAAACACUAGUACUCAUGAGAUCAGCAGCUCAUGUGGUGCAGAUAAUAUUGGUUGUGGUGGUGGAGCUGGUUGUUGUAAGAGGCCAAGGGAGAUUAUAAAAACUAUCAGCAAUGUUUCCAAGGUUUAUGCAAAGACUCCUCCUUCUGAUACAACCCUAGCAGUAAAGGACGGAUAUCAAUGGAGAAAAUAUGGCCAAAAGGUCACUAGAGAUAACCCUUCUCCUAGAGCUUACUACAAGUGCUCCUUUGCACCAAAUUGCCCUGUUAAAAAGAAGGUGCAGAGAAGUGUGGAAGAUCCAUCACUGGUAGUAGUAAUCUAUGAAGGAGAGCACAACCACAUCCAACCCAAUUUUCAAGCCGAGAUGCCUUUGGGAUUCAACCAGUUAGCUAGCAUGAUUCCUUUUUCGGUCUCCAGCCCGAACUAUACAACCUCUUCGAGCCCGAGACCAAACCCGAGCCCAAUGCCCGAUUUUAUUCGGCACGGGAUCGAUACGUCGGCAUUUCAACAGCUUUUGGUUGAAAAAAUGGCUGAUUCCCUGACGAGAAAUUCCAGUUUCACUACAUCACUUGCGGCAGCUAUUUCAACCAGGAUUCUUGACCAAGAUCUUGUGGAGAGUUGGGAAAACACCACCUAAUUACGUUAUUUUUGGUGUUUUGUAUUUUAAAUCUACGGUGGAAUCUUUUGAAGCAUAAAGAGGAAUAUCAAAUGAUUGGCAGUACACCAUCUGUAGGCAUGCAAUGCAUUUGUCUUUUCUUUCA